Messenger RNA from Exophiala mesophila, 993 nucleotides. Its product is annotated as 60S acidic ribosomal protein P1-alpha 3. The transcript has 3 exons. Bases 98 to 436 code for a protein of 112 amino acids. Gene Ontology annotation, cellular component: cytosolic large ribosomal subunit; ribosome. Gene Ontology annotation, biological process: translational elongation; cytoplasmic translation. The record is from RefSeq and is a predicted model, not a curated record. NCBI's taxonomy places the organism in Eukaryota, Fungi, Ascomycota, Eurotiomycetes, Chaetothyriales, Herpotrichiellaceae. Gene Ontology annotation, molecular function: ribonucleoprotein complex binding; structural constituent of ribosome; protein kinase activator activity.
CCGCACGCAUACAACUGCGCUUCUCUUCAACCAGAUUCCAAUCCCUCCUCACCACCUCAAUCUCCCUCCCAGUCACAUCUCGUCGACACCGUUCAAAAUGUCUACCAACGAACUCGCCGCAUCCUACGCCGCACUCAUCCUUGCCGAUGAUGGCAUUGAGAUCACCUCCGACAAGUUGAACACCAUCAUCAAGGCCGCUGGUGUCCCCGAUGUUGAGCCCAUCUGGGCGACUCUGUUCGCCAAGGCUCUCGAGGGCAAGGAUGUCAAGGACCUUCUCCUGAACGUCGGAUCCGGUGGCGGAGCUGCUGCUGCUCCCGCUGCUGGUGGUGCCGCUGCCGCCGGUGGUGCUGCUCCUGCUGAGGAGGCCAAGGAGGAAGCAAAGGAAGAGGAGAAGGAAGAGUCCGACGAGGACAUGGGCUUCGGUCUUUUCGACUAAGCGCAUCAAUCAAGUCUUGUUCCUGCCGAGGCCGGCCUGCCUCUUACCAUGUCCAUCAUCCCUUAUUUCCUCCGAAUCUGAGGACCAAGAAUCCAAUUCCACGACGGGAAAGAAUAAGAAAACCACACAACCAUCAAUCCUCCCUUUUUCCACCAAUUGAUUUUUCACCACUACAACCGGUGUCAACCUUUUAACAUCCAUACACCCCCAUUGUUUUUUUAACUUUCCGUCAUGCGAAACCGAUUUCUACGUCAUCAGGGGAAGCGAGGUCUGGGAGAAAUGGAUAUGAUGAGAGCAGAAGAAAAACCCCGAUUCUUAUGAUGAAGAUUUAGGAGGGAAUGAAUCCAAUCCUUCCCAAAAUCUGAGAUAAAUAAAACCAAAGUGCUUGAGAUGAUCGGUCCGGGACGAGCGGAAUGGGCAUGCUAAGACUCAUGCGGACUUUUUUCAAGCCUACUGAACUCAUCCUUUUCUCCAUAAGAUGAAUUGUACCUGAGAUUGAGAUCUGGCAUCCCCUUGAAAUGUCUAGAAGCCAAAAAAAUCCAACAUUGAAAAGAAAA